AUGGUUUAUUCAAUUUUCACGGUUCUUGUACUUGCAAUAGCUCGCGACAUUUAUAGGAAGUUUGUUCAGAGGGAAAUCAAGGCGAAGAAAAUUGAAAUAGAAGCACGGAAAGCAAUUGAAGCGCAGAAAGCACUCAAGGCACUCGAAGCGCAGAAAGGACUCAAUCGGGCACUCGAGUUGCAGAAAGCAAUACUGGCACGGAAAACGAUCGAAAAGCAGAAGGUGAUCGAGGUACGGAAAGCAAUCGAGACACAAAAAAAACUAGAGGCACGAGAGGCAAUCAAGGCACAGAAAGCAAUUGAAGCUCAGAAUGCAGUCGAGGCUCAAAAGGCAAUCGAGACCCAGAAAGCAAUUGAAGCUCAGAAGGCGAUAGUGACUCAAAGGGCAAUCGAGGCUCUGAAGGCAACAGAGGCACGGAAAGAAAUUGAAGCUCAGAAAGUAAUAGUGGCUCAGAGGGCAAUCGAGGCUCAGAAAGCAAUAGAUGCUCAAAAGGCAGUAGAUUCACAGAAAGCAAUCGAGGUGCUGAGUCAAAAAUACCUUGAUACGUAUACAAGACUUUGCCCAACCCCAAGUUGCAGAGUCAGGAUCCAAAAAGACGGCGGUUGUGACUCGAUGCGUUGUGUAAAAUGUCAGAAGAGUUUUAUUUGGUAUGAGUGA
Molecule: messenger RNA, 657 nt
Organism: Morchella importuna
Lineage: Eukaryota; Fungi; Ascomycota; Pezizomycetes; Pezizales; Morchellaceae
Exons: 2
Coding region: 1-657 (218 amino acids)
Source: RefSeq, a predicted model, not a curated record